Molecule: messenger RNA, 831 nt
Organism: Rubroshorea leprosula
Lineage: Eukaryota; Viridiplantae; Streptophyta; Magnoliopsida; Malvales; Dipterocarpaceae
Source: the annotation of a GenBank genome assembly
GUUGGAGAACAGGACAAGCCAGCUCUACUUGCUCUCCAAGCCAAAACUCUCGAGUCCGAGUCUCUUCUUUUUGACUCCUCUCUUGGGAACUUCAGAUAUGGCGGAAAACUCCUAAAAAUUUUGUUCUUAAUAGACACGCACAUAUAUUGCAGGGUGUGAUAUCUCAUUAAUAAAUAGUACUUUUAUUUUCGGGUGUUUCGAGGUCAAAUCAAUGGCUUCUUCGACCUCUGGUACUGAACCAACCAAUGGCAAUUCGAGCUCAAGCGAAUCAGUGAAGUCUCAGAUUAAUCCUAUUAGAAUGCCAACAAUGGAGGAAGUUCGUGCACAAGAAGUUUGGGAUAAUUGCGCUGUACGCAGUGUCGUUAGUGGAGUCAUGGGAGGUGGAUUUGGAUUUUGCAUGGGUUUGUUACUGGGCUCCUUGGAAAAUCCUAUAAUGGAGGAUCAAAUGGCUGGCAAACAAAAAUUCAUUUAUCAGGCCAAGCAAAUGGGGCAAAGAAGCUGGCGUUCAGCAAAAACUUUUGCAGUCAUGGGAUUGAUUUUCUCUGCUGUUGAGUGUGUCGUUGAAAAGGCACGGGCAAAACAUGACAUGACAAAUACAGUUGUUGCUGGUUGUGCAACUGGAGGAGCAAUGUCGGCAAGAGGUGGUCCAAAAGCAGCAUGUGUUGGUUGCGCUGGUUUUGCAGCAUUCUCAGUUUUUAUAGAGAAGGUUUUUGAUACACAUAGUUGAUGAUGCAAUACUAAUCCAGCUUCAGUUUUUAACUCAUAGAUUUCAGAAGAGGUUUCUAUCAUUAUUUUUUGCUUUUUUACUUGAAUUAAAUUCAAUCAUAACUA